This is a messenger RNA of Ixodes scapularis (black-legged tick), 471 nucleotides long. RefSeq lists its product as uncharacterized. The transcript is spliced from 7 exons. NCBI's taxonomy places the organism in Eukaryota, Metazoa, Arthropoda, Arachnida, Ixodida, Ixodidae. The record is from RefSeq and is a predicted model, not a curated record. The coding region runs from base 43 to 366 and encodes 107 amino acids.
GCAUUUAUGCAGCUUUUUGAAUGUAGAAUGCGUCACCCUUGAAUGCAUUGCAUAUUUAGAGAUAGUCAAGGCUCACAGGCUUUUCAAGCCCCUAGCAAUAUGUCAGUACACCUGGAGCUGGCUGCACAGGCACCUCGGGUGGUGUGUUGUAUGGCAGCACACCCAGGACCGGCCGAAUGGGCACCCCAGGCUGGGGGUUUUAUGGCAGCACGCCCAGAACCAACUGAACGGGCACCCCAGGCUGGGGGUUCUAUGGCAGGUGGUUCCUGCAGCAAGGAAUUCUCCCACCAGUCGGAUGGUUCCUUACCUUGUCCUACUGGGGUGCUGAGAAGAGGGUGGACGUUGCUGCGGUGGCAGGUAACUUGACUAAUAUCCUGUCUGAAAAAAUACAGGAUUCUAUCAAAGCGGAGCGGCGGCUACUGAACGAGCAGGACUGAGGAUCAGUCAUCAGUGAUCAAUAAAUUUCCACAA